This is a messenger RNA of Myiozetetes cayanensis, 1204 nucleotides long. Its product is annotated as CMP-N-acetylneuraminate-beta-galactosamide-alpha-2,3-sialyltransferase 2-like. Gene Ontology annotation, molecular function: beta-galactoside (CMP) alpha-2,3-sialyltransferase activity. Lineage: Eukaryota; Metazoa; Chordata; Aves; Passeriformes; Tyrannidae. Bases 25 to 984 code for a protein of 319 amino acids. The record is from RefSeq and is a predicted model, not a curated record. The transcript has 7 exons.
UCCUCCACGGAGGUGGCACGCAGGAUGCUGAACCAGAGGCGCACUAAGGUGGUGCUGGCCCUGUGCCUGCUGCUGGCCCUGUGGCAAUGUUUCCGAGCCCUCACGGACGGCCUCGGCCCUGUCCCCUGGGCUCCCUCCCUCCUGCACAGCCCCGGUGCCCGCUGCCCCCCCAGAGCCAACAGCUCCGCCUGGUUCCACGAGCGCUACGAGGCAGCCGUAGGGCCCCUGCUGACGGGGGCAGCCCAGGAGCUCUCUGCAGAUGUGCUUCAGUGGUGGCUGACCCUGCAGGGUCCCAUGCAUGGUGUCCAGCUCCAGGCCAUAAUUCGGCAACUCUUCAGCGUCCUCCGAGCCCCGACCGGUGACGUGCGGGACUCCCCUGGCUGCAGGACUUGUGCAGUGGUGGGGAACUCGGGGCUGCUGAAGGGCUCCAGCCACGGGCAGCUAAUUGAUGCUCAUGACUGGGUGCUAAGGAUGAACAGAGCAAAGAUUGCUGGCUUUGAGCUGGAUGUUGGCACGAGAACAACCCAUCACUUCAUGUACCCAGAGAGUGCAGUGAACCUUGGGCCUGGCAUCCACCUUGUCCUUGUCCCCUUCAAGCCCCUGGACCUGCAGUGGGUGACCAGUGCCUUCUCCACUGGAGAGGUCACACGCACGUAUGUGAGAGUUAAACAGUUCAUCAAGGCUGACAGAAACAAGGUGUUGAUCCUGAGCCCAGCAUUCCUCAAGUACAUCCACGACAAGUGGACGCAGCAUCACGGGCGCUACCCCUCCACCGGCUUCACGGUGCUGCUCUUUGCCCUGCACACCUGCCAGCAGGUCUCCGUGUUUGGCUUCGGAGCAGACAGGGAAGGGAACUGGCACCACUACUGGGAGGAAAACCGCUGGGCCGGAGCCUUUCGCAGGACGAGGGUCCACGACGCCGACGUGGAGUUCAGCGUUAUCAAGAGACUGGCAGACGAAGGCAGGAUUUCAUUCUACAGAUGAGGCAAUUCCACGAAACUGAAGCCAGGCCGUUGGGUCAGGAACAGGCAGCCCCUGUAUUGCCAGCAGCUGUCUUGGCUCUUUAGCUUGCUGCUCCACUCCACCCAGCCUGGGCUCGCGGACCCUGCAAUCCCCACGGUCUUGGUGCUACUUGUGCUGCCCCCACCAGCUGGGGACCGUGGGUGCCACUCUCCUGUGGGAUGGUGCAUUUAGCUGGACAUGA